GGUCCGGGUGUAUCGAUUGGCGCGAAUGUUAAGAUUGGUGCAGGUGUGCGGAUCAAGGAUGCAAUUGUCUUGGACAAUGUCGAUGUCAAGGCACACGCCUGUAUCUUGCACUCCAUUAUCGGCACAGACUCGCGUGUCGGUGCUUGGGCGCGUGUCGAGGGUACACCGACGGCUUCUGGUCAACACAACACCACCGUCCUCAAAAAUGGCGUCAAAGUGCAGUCCAUCACAGUGGUGGCAAAUAAUGUCGUUGUGGGUGAUGAAAUCCGGCUGCAAAACUGUAUUGUCUUGCCGCAAAAGGAACUCAAAGGUCGUAACUACACGUCUGAGGUGAUCAUGUAGAGAAACUGUAUAGAUGUGGAUUGUGACUGCCGUUCUUGCACAACCCUUCCAACCACUUUUAUUGACAUCUGUAUUGACCAUCCCCUUGAAGCUAUAUCUAUGUUGCUAUGAUCACCCGGAAACGCUCCAAGUUUCUUGCGGCUGUCUUUGUGCUUAUUGCACUCAUUCUCUUGGCUUUUCGGAGUCAGUCUGCCUUUCAGGGUGAUGCCUUUGUUUACUUUACCUUUCAAGAAGAUGAACUUUGUACAGAGGACUCUGGCUCUUGUGACGCCAGCUACGAUGAGACCCUCGAGGAAGCUACUGCAAUCGUGUCAAAAAUAGCUCUUGAUUCUCCACGAGGCACGAUCCAAACCCGUACAGGUCCAGCCAAAAUCGUGUAUCCUUCAGGCUACGAGCGUUUCGGCCUCAAGAGUCCCGCAGAUGAGGCAACCAUAGUGAAACAUGCCGAGGCGACGACGACACCCGUCUUGGUUGCUUCAACACUGGCACAGCAGCUAGAAGAAUGGGUACCGUAUAUUGCACAAGAGCCCAUCAACAAAGUCAUCUGGCAGACUUGGCAUGAUGACCCUGGACCCUUAUCGAUCCCUUUUGCUUCUUGGCGAGAUAGGCAUCAAGAGAAGGAUUCCUUCAAGCGAUACUUUGUGAGUGAUGCAGAGACGGAGCAGCUCAUGACGCGAUUAUCGAGAGACUUGCCUGUUUUAAAGACAACGUACGAUUCACUACCUAGAAUCAUGCAGCUUGACUAUCUGCGUACAGCUGCAUUGUUCAAGGAUGGUGGAGUGUAUGCGGACUUUGAUACGAUGUGUUACCAGCCUGUUGAAAGCUGGCUCAAGCUGUGUGGGGACGAGAAACACACACCUGGGUUUGCAGUGGGCAUUGACAUGGACCUUGAAGGUGAUUUGAACUUUGAUCAAGUGGAUGGUCGUCAGUUGUUACUCUCAGAUUACAUCUGGGUGGCGAGAAAGGGACAUCCCAUCCUCAGAGACUUAUUGAGAGACAUGACAAUCGAUUCACCGCAAUGGCCACACGAAGCAACACCAGGAAAUGUAAGCGAUGUGCGUGCAUGGACAGGUCGUGUGCGUUUCACAGAUACGGUGAUUCGGCAUGUUCAAAAGUCAGUCAAGGGAUUCUCAGCACAGAAACUACAUGGUCUCAAGGAAGCGAAGAUGUUUGGGGAUGUUUGUGUGUUUGAGAUUGCUGCGUUUGGGUCUGGUCAGCGCAAGUUUGGCAAUUCCCCAGAGACUGAGCCGGGCAACAAGCGUAUCUUGGCGAAGCACUAUUUUAUGCGGUCAUGGGAGAAGUAGCCAGGAUUCAGUAGCUGUAAUCUGUACGAUAUGCACCCAAUCUGGCCCCAUGA
Messenger RNA from Protomyces lactucae-debilis, 1699 nucleotides. RefSeq lists its product as uncharacterized. The record is from RefSeq and is a predicted model, not a curated record. Gene Ontology annotation, cellular component: mannan polymerase complex. Gene Ontology annotation, biological process: protein N-linked glycosylation. NCBI's taxonomy places the organism in Eukaryota, Fungi, Ascomycota, Taphrinomycetes, Taphrinales, Protomycetaceae. Gene Ontology annotation, molecular function: alpha-1,6-mannosyltransferase activity. The transcript has a single exon. Bases 450 to 1646 code for a protein of 398 amino acids.